Molecule: messenger RNA, 5001 nt
Organism: Anolis carolinensis (green anole)
Lineage: Eukaryota; Metazoa; Chordata; Lepidosauria; Squamata; Anolidae
Product: zinc finger protein 91
Exons: 5
Coding region: 252-4472 (1406 amino acids)
Biological process (GO): regulation of transcription by RNA polymerase II
Cellular component (GO): nucleoplasm
Molecular function (GO): DNA-binding transcription repressor activity, RNA polymerase II-specific; RNA polymerase II cis-regulatory region sequence-specific DNA binding
Source: RefSeq, a predicted model, not a curated record
CCAGGGCCCCAAAGCGGGCAAGCCAUACCUGGCAGAGACCCCCCCCCCUUCCCCUCCCACCCAGAAGGCCAGGUUGGGCCAAAUGGUUGAGUCCCACCAGGGGGAAGGGAAAGGGGCGAGUCCUGGGGAGACCCCACCCACAGCAGCAGCAGCAGCAAGACUCCUGGGAGAAGAGUUGCAGAUGCAGGAGCUGGUCUUUCCCCAUCUCUUCCCUCUCAGGGGCAUUUGCCUUUGCUUCAUGACAUCUACAGAUGGAGAAGGGAAGAGGUUCUUCAGUCUUGAUGGAGCCCAGAGUGAAGAUGGAAGAGCCAAACCAGACCAGCCCGGAAGGGGGAAGAGAGCCCAAUGAAAUGUGGGGCAGGAGAACUGUUGGAUCCCCAGGCAGAAUGGGUCAAGAUGCCCUGGAGGAGAAGGCCUUCAGGGCAAACCUUCAGUACCAACGCUUCCAGGGCUUUCGCUUCCAGGAGGCUUUGGGGCCCCGAGAGGUUUGCAGCCGCCUCCACUCUCUCUGCUGCCUGUGGCUGAAGCCUGAGGAACAUACAAAGGCAGAGAUGCUGGACCUGGUGCUCCUGGAGCAGUUCCUGGCCGUCCUUCCUGCGGAGAUUGAGCGCUGGGUGAGGGAAUGUGGGGCAGAGACCAGUUCCCAGGCCGUGGCUUUGGCUGAAGGAUUCCUUCUGAGUCGGGCAGAAGAGGAGAAGGUGCUGCAGGAAGAGCGGCAGGAGAGAGAGGACCUUCAGGCCCAGGAGGCCCCACUGGAGACCAGCCAGGGCUUCCUUUCCAGGUGGAUCAAGGUGGAGGAAAACACAGGAGAGUCUCCACUGGAUGAGGCAAGGGUGCUGGGAAGAUGUGGCAGCUUCCCUGUUUCUGAAGCAGGAGAAGUGGCAUCCAUUCGACAAGAUCAGGUGAUAUUUGAGGAUGUAGCUGUACAUUUCAGUGUGGAGGAAUGGGCCUUACUGGAUCCGGAUCAACGGGCCCUGCACUGGGAGGUCAUGGAAGAAAAUUAUAGGAUGGUGUCUUCUCUGGGUGGUGAUGCACAAGGGAGUGAAAAUGGGGAAGUACAAAAUAAAAUGUGGCUGAAAAUAGCAAGAAGUAAAAAGGAAGAAGAAAGAAGUGUAAGAAUAGAAGCAGGAGAAUAUAAAAGAAAGCAGUGCCCUGCUGACACCAGGGAAAUCACAAUCCAAGAGACAAUAGUCGAAAGCAGGAAGAUUGGAAACAGUGCUGUCUAUGAAAAUUGCUUUUUCCAGGAGGCAUCUAGUAUACGCCCUACACACCAUGAAAAAUACCAUAUUGGGGAUGAGUCAUAUAAAUGCCUGGAGUGUGGAAUUUUUUUUUCUGAUAAGAGAAGUCUUAUUGGACACGAAAUGAAUCACAGAGGAGAGAAACCCUAUAAAUGUUUGCAGUGCGGGAAGAGUUUCUGUUGGAAAAAUAAACUAAAGCUGCACCAAAACAUCCACAGAGGAGAGAGGCCAUAUAAAUGCCUGGAGUGUGGGAAAUGUUUCUCUUUGAAAGGAAACCUCAGCAAACACCAAAGAACCCACAUGCAAGAGAAGCCAUAUAAAUGCCUGGAGUGUGGAAAAGGUUUUUCUGAUAAGAGAAAUCUUAUUGCACAUGAAAUGAAUCACAAAGGAGAGAAGCCAUAUAAAUGCCUGGAGUGUGGAAAAGGUUUUUCUGAUAAGAGAAAUCUUAUUGCACAUGAAAUGAAUCACAAAGGAGAGAAGCCAUAUAAAUGCCUGGAAUGUGGAAAAGGGUUUUCUGAUAAGAGACGUCUUACUGGACAUGAAAUGAAACACAGAGGAGAGAACUCCUAUAAAUGCCUGGAAUGUGGGAAAUGUUUCUCUUGGAAGGGAAACCUCAAAAUUCACAAAAGAACCCACACAAAAGAGAAGCCAUAUAAAUGCCUGGAGUGUGGAAAAGGUUUUUCUUAUAAGAGAAGUUUUAUUGUACAUGAAAUGAAUCACAAAGGAGAGAAGCCAUAUAAAUGCCUGGAGUGUGGAAAAGGGUUUUCUGAUAAGAGAAAUCUUAUUGGUCAUGAAAGGAAACACAGAGGAGAGAACCCCUAUAAAUGCCUGGAGUGUGGGAAAUGUUUCUCUUUGAAAGGAAACCUCAAAAUCCAUAAAAGAACCCACACACACGAGAAGCCAUAUAAAUGCCUGGAGUGUGGAAAAGGUUUUUCUGAUAAGAGAAAUCUUAUUGUACAUGAAAUGAAUCACAAAGGAGAGAAGCCAUAUAAAUGCCUGGAGUGUGGAAAAGCUUUUUCUUAUAAGAGAAAUUUUAUUGUACAUGAAAUGAAACACAGAGGAGAAAAGCCAUAUAAAUGCCUGGAGUGUGGAAAAGGGUUUUCUGAUAAGAGAAAUCUUAUUGGACAUGAAAGGAAACACAGAGGAGAGAACCCCUAUAAAUGCCUGGAGUGUGGGAAAUGUUUCUCUUUGAAAGGAAACCUCAAAAUCCACAAAAGAACCCACACACACGAGAAGCCAUAUAAAUGCCUGGAGUGUGGAAAAGGUUUUUCUGAUAAGAGAAAUUUUAUUGUACAUGAAAUGAAACACAGAGGAGAAAAGCCAUAUAAAUGCCUGGAGUGUGGAAAAGGUUUUUCUGAUAAGAGAAAUUUUAUUGUACAUGAAAUGAAACACAGAGGAGAAAAGCCAUAUAAAUGCCUGGAGUGUGGAAAAGGUUUUUCUGAUAAGAGAAAUCUUAUUGCACAUGAAAUGAAUCACAAAGGAGAAAAGCCAUAUAAAUGCCUGGAGUGUGGAAAAGGUUUUUCUGAUAAGAGAAGUUUUAUUGUACAUGAAAUAAAUCACAAAGGAGAAAAGCCAUAUCAAUGCCUGGAGUGUGGAAAAGCGUUCUCUGAUAAGAGAAAUUUUAUUGUACAUGAAAUGAAACACAGAGGAGAGAAACCCUAUACAUGCAUGGAGUGUGGGAAAUGUUUCUCCCAGAAGGGAAACCUCAGCAGACACCAAAGAACCCACACGCAAGAGAAGCCAUAUAAAUGCCUGGAGUGUGGAAAAGGUUUUUCUGAUAAGAGAAAUCUUAUUGUACAUGAAAUGAAUCACAAAGGAGAGAAGCCAUAUAAAUGCCUGGAGUGUGGAAAAGGGUUUUCUGAUAAGAGACGUCUUACUGGACAUGAAAUGAAACACAGAGGAGAGAACCCCUAUAAAUGCCUGGAAUGUGGGAAAUGUUUCUCUUGGAAGGGAAACCUCAAAAUCCACAAAAGAACCCACACACAAGAGAAGCCAUAUAAAUGCCUGGAGUGUGGAAAAGGUUUUUCUGAUAAGAGAAGUUUUAUUGUACAUGAAAUGAAUCACAAAGGAAAAAAGCCAUAUAAAUGCCUGGAGUGUGGAAAAGGUUUUUCUGAUAAGAGAAGUUUUAUUGUACAUGAAAAGAAUCACAAAGGAGAGAAGCCAUAUAAAUGCCUGGAGUGUGGAAAACCUUUUUCUGAUAAGAGAAAUUUUAUUGUACAUGAAAUGAAACACAGAGGAGAGAAACCCUAUAAAUGCCUGGAGUGUGGGAAAUGUUUCUCUUGGAAGGGAAAUCUCAAAAUCCACAAAAGAACCCACACACAAGAGAAGCCAUAUAAAUGCCUGGAGUGUGGGAAAGGUUUUUAUGAUAAGAGAAGUUUUAUUGUACAUGAAAUGAAUCACAAAGGAGAGAAGCCACAUAAAUGCCUGGAGUGCGGAAAAGGAUUUUCUGAUAGGAGAAAUCUUAUUGGACAUGAAAUGAAACACAGAGGAGAGAACCCCUAUAAAUGCCUGGAGUGUGGGAAAUGUUUCUCUUUGAAGGGAAACCUCAAAAUCCACAAAAGAACCCACACACAAGAGAAGCCAUAUAAAUGCCUGGAGUGUGGAAAAGGUUUUUCUUAUAAGAGAAGUUUUUUUGUACAUGAAAUGAAUCACAAAGGGGAAAAGCCAUAUAAAUGCCUGGAGUGCGGAAAAGGGUUUUCUGAUAAGAGAAAUCUUAUUGGACAUGAAAGGAAACACAGAGGAGAGAAACCCUAUAAAUGCCUGGAGUGUGGGAAAUGUUUCUCUUUGAAGGGAAACCUCAAAGUCCACAAAAGAACCCACACACAAGAGAAGCCAUAUAAAUGCCUGGAGUGUGGAAAAGGUUUUUCUUAUAAGAGAAGUUUUAUUGUACAUGAAAUGAAUCACAAAGGAGAAAAGCCAUAUAAAUGCCUGGAGUGUGGAAAAGGGUUUUCUGAUAAGAGAAGUCUUACUGGACAUGAAAUGAAUCACAGAGGAGAGAAACCCUAUAAAUGCCUGGAGUGUGGGAAGAGUUACAACCGUAAAUCUGUUCUUACAGCUCACUGGAACAGUCAUACAGGAAAGUGUGGGAAGAGUUUUAGCUACAAAUCAGACUUCAAAAAUGUCCAGAAUAGUCCUAGAGAAGACAAAACUAAAGACAUGUCUGGAGUGAGGGAAAAGCUUCCAUUGGUGAACAAGUUUCAAGACCCACUAAAAACCCACAUGGAUGAGAAGUAAAGCCUGGAAUCUGAUAAAAGUUUGAACUGUAAAUCAAUCCUCAAAGAUUACCGGAAUAUUCACAAAAAGCCUUUAAAAAUGCUCAGAGGGAAAGGAAGAGUUGCAUCCUCAAUUUGGGCCUCAAAACUCUCCAGGAGAGAAAGUAUACGCACACCAAGAGUGUAGGAAGAAUUCAAUCCUCAGUAGGCACCAGAAUACUCACACAAUUAAGGAAACACACAUGGACAGAAAACUGCUCUAGCCUUUGUAUUGAUUCCCUCUAGUCUAGAUUGACAGUUGAUUCAAGUAAUCUUGGACCUUUUCUUGGCACACUUCAAGGGAGAAACUACCGUUUCAGCCCAGUAUUGGCCUUGUGGCACAGUUGCUGUUUCACCUGUUGAUAAGAUAUGGUAUCCACACUGGUUUCUUUCUUUUCACCUAUUUUGUGCUUGUUUUAGAAAGUUCACUGAAAUGUGCUCUGUUUCUUCUGUUCUUUUGUGAAUGCUCAGAGAGAAAUAAAGGCAUCUUAUGGCCUGGCGGUGUAAUGGUU